CCUUAUGCUACUGCAACAGUAGCAGUUAAGCCAUUCGGCACCGCUGAUUUCUUCUUCGGUCGCAGCGCUCCCCGGCGGCAGCAUCUCAAGGCCAUGCUCAGAGCUCAAUGCAGGUUCCCAGGCCAAGGUGAUGACCACGACGAGUGGCCGAAGGACGCGGUGGAAGCAAACUUGAGCGUUCUGAGGGAGAGGAUUGCGGCACUUCGGAUGAAGGAGCGGCAGCGGCAGAUGGAAGAUCGGGGUGAUGUUAAUAGUCGCCACUUUCCCGGCCGAUUCCCGGCGGCGGUCAAGCGGAGGCGGCGGCGGCGGGAAGAUGGAGAGGGAAACGUGAUAAUGGGAGUGGUGGCGGUGGUUUCCUCCACCUUGGGAUUGACGUGGCUCGCUGGUACUGGCUUGCUGUGCGUUGUCUCGUUCCUCUCUCAUCAUUUCGGCAAACACUUCUGAAUCUUCCCCGAUUCUCCGCUUCCUCGCUCAUAUUGUGACCUAAUCGUACAAAUCUCGACUCGUACUUUCCCAGAUAUUAAAUGAUUUAUUAAUGGAAAAUAAGAAUUACAAAGCUACUUGAUGGCGUGGCUAU
Messenger RNA from Linum tenue, 577 nucleotides. The record is from the annotation of a GenBank genome assembly. NCBI's taxonomy places the organism in Eukaryota, Viridiplantae, Streptophyta, Magnoliopsida, Malpighiales, Linaceae.